AGGAAACGUAGUAGUAUCAUUUAACAAGGAUUCUAAAUCCUAGGCAAAUUUCUAUAGAAUCAUUAUAUACCGGGGGAUUCAAUAUUUUCAAAUUAGGGCACAAAAUUAACCCAAUCCCUCCGCCCAAUGGCAACACCCGCGCUCGUCUCCGUCAAAGACGAACAAGAACACGAACAGUCAACCCCAACGCCACCGCAGCACCAACCACCAUUGCGUGUCAAAUCCGAACCACACACAGAAGACGAACCGCUCGCUAUCGUCGCCAUUCAACAUCAACAACAACAACCUCAAUUUUUCAAAUCUAUCGAACAACUCAACAAUCUCGCCUCCGCAAUCACCGAAUUCCACCGUAGAUUCCACGAAUUAAACGACCACCUCAAUUUCAUCGGCACCGCCAUUCAACAACAUGAUCAUCAACCAAUUCAAUCAGACUCCCCUUCACCAGCAAAAGCUAUCAGCCAAAUUCCGACACCGGCAACGGUACCGGCACCGACAUCAUCUUCGGAGCUUGUCAGUCUAUGCGAAAUGAUGUCGGGGAAAGGCCUCCGUAGAUACCUAACCAACAAUCUCUCAAACCUCUCGAAACUCCGGUCCGAGGUUCCGACCGCGAUAAAACGCUCUCCGAAUCCGGCUAAAUUAGUUUUAGAAUGCGUUGGAGGGUUUUAUUUGCAGGGGAGUAAAGCCUAUGCUAAGAAUUCACCAAUGAUCCCUGGUAGAACAGCUAGCAUUUUGGCUUUGGAGUUGUUUUUGUUAAUUCUUGAUGAUAGUGUUAAGUUUGAUGCUGAUGUUAAGCAAGAGGCGGAGCAGGCUGCUAUUGCUUGGAGGAAGAGGAUUUUAGCUGAAGGGAGUGUUAGUAAAGCUAGCGAAAUUGACGCAACGGGUUUGCUUCUUUUUAUUGGUUGUUAUGGGAUUCCGAAAGUUUUUACUAGUGGGGAUGUUUGGGAUUUGGUUAAGUUGAGUAAUUCCAAGAAGAUUUCUGAUGCUUUGAAAAGAUCACAUGUUCUUGUUACUAGAGUUUCAGAUAUCUUGGGAAGGAUGAUGAAUAGUGGAAUUAAGCUUGAAGCUGUUGAUGUAGCCUAUACUUUUGGGAUUGAGGAUAAGUUUCCUCCUCAGAAACUCUUGAAGUCUUUAUUGCGAGAUUCUAAAGAAGCAUUGAAGAAGAGAGAAAGAGAAACAAGCAACUCACCUGCAUUACUGAAAGAAGCAACCCAAAAGCAUUUGGCCACUCUGAAAUCUGUGAUGAAGUUUCUUGAACGUCGCAAGCUCGACCCUAAAACAAUUCUUCCUGGAUGGGAAUUUAGAGAAAAGAUAGAGAAGUUAGAGAAAGAUAUUGCUGACCUUAAUAAAAGGAUAGAUGAUAAGGUAAAGGUGGCACAAAAAAGGAGAGCUGAGGAGAAUGAAUUCUUAAACAAAUUGAAGAGUCAAGAAGCAAAACGUCCACGAUUUUCAGGUUCAACCCUGAUAUCGUCUCCAAGCUUUGGGUUGCAUGAACGAAGUGUUCAUGGGUCAACCAUGAUAUCUUCUCCAAGCUUUGGGUUGCAUGAACGAAGUGUUCACGUGGAUGGAAAUGGCUUGUACAACCCUUCUACGCAAACAAAUAUUCUGGAUGGUGGAAUCUCUGGUCGUAUCAACCCUUCUGCCGUAUCUAUGAUGUACGGAUCUGGUUCUUACUCGGCUGCAUAUGGUGUCCCAUCCACCAGUUCAUACCCUGGGGUUUACAGGGAGACACUUGGCGAUAGAUCUGGGAAUAUAAUGGGAAGUAAUACUUCAGCUUAUGGAUAUAAUGGACAUUCUUCAAUCAUUAACGGAACAAGGGAGCAGAGUUUUGUUCAUCAACCUGCAUCUGGAUUGUUCGUGUCAUCAUUAUCGAGAGAAGGUUAUAUUGGGGACUCUUCUAUGGUUAAUGGGACGAGGGAGCAGAGUUUUGUUCAUCAGUCUGCAUCUGGAUUGUUUGCGCCAUCAUUAUCAAGAGAAUUCACCGGUCUACCUUCGCCUACUCCUGCUGGUAACCGAAGCUCAGCUUCUGAUCUAUACAGUUUUGCUGAUGCUGUCAAGUGAAGACAGCAUUAAAACCGAAUGAGCCUGGCUCAUCACUGACAGGAAUUUAGCACACAAAACAACUUCUAUUGCGUGAUAUUUUUUGUUGCUUAAGAAAAUGGCAUCUUAGUCAUCAUCCAUCAGAAGAAUUCUGCUAAGUUCCCUGCUGAUGCAUCAGUUCGUAUGGCCAACAGAAUCAGCUUCUGAUAGUUACCUUGUGAUGCAAUGGGAAUUGAUAUUAAUGAUGGUUUGUUAAGUUUUUUAGGCUAAUUGCUGUUUUCUCAUGGCAAAUGUAUUUAUUUCAGCAGUGGUGGCCACAGUAGAUAAACUAGAAACUCAUUUGUUGCCUCGGCACUAUGGGCAAGUAGUACAAAAGUAGCGACCAGCAUAAUUCAUAGGAUUUUUUUUUUGUCAUUAUCGUUUUAUCCAUUUUUCAGGGAAAUUUGAUGUCUCUUUUUUAUUGUUUCUUUUA
Mercurialis annua (annual mercury) is the source of this 2509-nucleotide messenger RNA. RefSeq names its product protein FRIGIDA. The record is from RefSeq and is a predicted model, not a curated record. The coding region runs from base 127 to 2058 and encodes 643 amino acids. NCBI's taxonomy places the organism in Eukaryota, Viridiplantae, Streptophyta, Magnoliopsida, Malpighiales, Euphorbiaceae. The transcript has 3 exons.